AUGACAUUUGAACAGUUUAAAGUUCCUUUAAAGUUUAUAUAUUCUUGCUUCUUAAAACCAAUUGGAAGCCAUAAUGACCAACGAGGUCGCUUAGAUUCAUUUUAUGAAGACCAAGCAGAAGUUUAUGAUGCUACGCGUGGUCGUCUGUUGCGUGGAAGACUUACAAUGCUAAAACUUACAGCUGAUCAGCUUAGGAAACAAAUAAUAAAUACAUCACGUAAACCAAUUUGGGUUGAUAUCGGUGGUGGAACUGGUUGGAAUAUUGAAAAGAUGAAUGAGUUCUUCCCAAUAGAACAAUUUGAAAAAGUCUAUCUUAUAGAUUUAUGUACACCAUUAUGUAAAAUAGCAGAAUCUAGAUUUAACGCUAAAGGAUGGAAUAAUGUUUAUGUAGUUUGUGAUGAUGCAGCUUCGUUUAAGCUGCCAAAAAUGGAAGACGAUAUUGGAAAAAUUGAUUUGGUGACAAUGUCUUAUUCUUCAGAUUUCUACGUAUCGGGCCGUGUUAUUAGUAGUGAUAUACGAGUUAAACAAGGAUAUUAUUGUAACUGGUUCACAAGAUGGUUUUGGCAAAUUUGGUUCGAAUUCGAUCAUAUCAACUUACACCCAUCUCGUCGUAACUACGUUGAGCACCAGUUUAAUGCAAUAAAGUGUUUUAAUGGACGAAACCACUUCCUAAUUCCUUAUUUAGUCCAGAUCCCUUAUUAUAUUUGGCUAGGUACUAUCAAAACUUCGACUUCUAAUUCAUUCGAAGUUUCAGAACAUCUAGAUUACACUGGUUCAAAACCUACUUUUUAA
Messenger RNA from Dentiscutata erythropus, 792 nucleotides. Lineage: Eukaryota; Fungi; Glomeromycota; Glomeromycetes; Diversisporales; Gigasporaceae. The record is from the annotation of a GenBank genome assembly.